Cajanus cajan (pigeon pea) is the source of this 2930-nucleotide messenger RNA. NCBI's taxonomy places the organism in Eukaryota, Viridiplantae, Streptophyta, Magnoliopsida, Fabales, Fabaceae. The record is from RefSeq and is a predicted model, not a curated record.
AUAUCAGUUUAUGAUUCAUUGAUGCCGCAAAAUCAAAAAUGGCAUCAUUAACCAAUAACAACCAACAAAAAGAUGAGCAGGAGGUGGAGGGAAAGGAUGGGGAGGAAGGGAAAUGUGAAGAAAAAUUAUUAGCAUUUCCUAUUUGUAGAGAAGGAGGAGACACAUAGUGUCUCUCCUUUUUUCUAUCAAAAGUGUCACCAACAAAACAUUGUUUAGGAUGAAAAUGUUUAGGAUGUGUGGUGGCAUCAAUAAUGGUUAUUAUAACGAAGAUGUUGAUGAGAGAGAACUUGACAAAGGAGAAGAUGGAAGCAAAUACAGCCUCACAGGCAUUCUUCUUCCCUCUCUUGGUGCCACAGCUGCCCGUAAUGGUAGUCGUAGACUAAAGCUUGGUCGUUACAUUAUUUCCCCAGCUAAUCAUCAAUAUAGACUAUGGAGCAAGUUUCUAGUGAUAUUGGUUUUCUACACUGCUUGGAUGUGUCCAUUUCAAUUUGGUUUCCUUGAGAGAUCAAAAGGUGCAUUGGCUGUAAUAGACAAUGUUGUAAAUGGGUUUUUUGCCAUUGACAUUGUUCUCACCUUUUUUGUUGCUUACCUUGACAAGUCUACUUAUUUGCUCAUUGACAACCAUAAGCUCAUUGCUUUGAGAUAUGCCAAAUCUUGGUUGGUUUUUGAUGUCAUUGCAACAACUCCUUAUGAAGUUGUUCAUACUAUUUUGCCACCCUCUCUUCAAAUAUAUAGUUACUUCAGUAUUCUUCGCCUUUGGCGCCUCCAUCGAGUUAGUGCCAUGUUCGCAAGAUUGGAAAAGGAUAGGAAUUACAGCUACUUUUGGGUGCGUUGUUGCAAGCUUACUUGUGUUACUUUAUUUGCAGUGCAUGCUGCUGCAUGUUUUUUCUAUUUUCUUGCUGCACGAGAUAACCCAGAAUCUACGUGGAUUGGUGGAGUUAUGCCUGCUGCCAUUGACCAAAAUCUAUGGGGAAAAUAUGUAGUAGCGAUAUAUUGGUCCAUAAUGACUCUUUCAUCAGUUGGUUAUGGAGAUCUACAUCCUGUAAAUACAAAAGAAAUGGUAUUUGAGAUUUUGUAUAUGCUCUUUAAUCUUGGACUCACAUCAUAUAUAAUAGGCAACAUGACCAACUUGGUUGUUCACUGGACUGAUAAAACUAAAAAAUAUAGAGACACUGUCCAAUCUGCCUCAAAUUUUGCCAAAAGGAAUCAAUUGCCUGUUCGUUUGCAAGAACAAAUGUUUGCCCAUUUGCUUAUGAAGUAUAGAACGGAUUUAGAAGGGUUGCAACAACAAGAAAUCAUAGAUUCCCUUCCAAAAGCCAUUCAGUCUAGCAUCUCACACUACCUAUUUUAUCCGCUUGUUGACAAAGUGUAUUUGUUUCAUGGAGUGUCAAAUGACCUACUUUUUCAACUAGUUACAGAGAUGAAAGCUGAGUAUUUUCCUCCAAAGGAAGAUGUGAUUUUGCAAAAUGAAGCACCAACAGACUUUUAUAUAUUUGUUACUGGAGCUGCUGAUCUUAUCAUUCAUAGGAAUGGCAUUGAACAGGUUGUUGGAGAAGCAAAGCCAGGAGAUGUAGUAGGAGAAACGGGAGUAUUAUGUUAUAUGCCACAACUAUUUACAGUUCGAACCAAGAGAUUGAGCCAGAUUUUACGCCUAAAUCGAACCAUCUUUCUAAAUCUUACUCAAUCAAAUGUUGGAGAUGGAACAAUGAUCAUGAACAAUUAUAUUCAACAUUUACAUGAAUUUGGGGGUCCAUUGAUAAGAGGAAUUUUGGAAAAUGUAGAGGGAAUGUUGGCCAGGGGCAAAAUGGAUUUGCCUAUCAGUUUAUUGUUUGCAGUUAGUAGAGAUGAUGAUUUAUUAUUGCGUAAACUACUGAAGAAGGGUUCAGAUCCAAAUGAAGUAGAUAAGAAUGGAAAGACAGCAUUGCAUUUGGCAGCUUUUAAAGGCAAUAAUCAUUGUGUAUCUUUGCUUCUUGAACAUGGAGCUAAAGUCAACAUCCAAGACUCAGAUGGAAAUGUCCCACUUUGGGAAGCAAUAAAAGGUGGACAUGAAUCUAUCAUGAAACUUCUUAUAGACAAUGGUGCAGACAUAUCAUGUGCAGAUGUUGGUCAUUUUGCAUGCACUGCUGUAGAGCAAAAUAACUUAGAAUUACUCAAGGGCAUUGUUCAAUGUGGUGGGGACGUGACACAAUCCACAGGCAAUGGAACUACUGCACUCCAUGCUGCAGUGUGUGAAGGAAAUGUUGAAAUAGUGAAGUUCCUUCUAGAGCAAGGAGCAGAUAUUGAUAAACAAGAUAAUACUGGCUUGACUCCAAGGUUUUGUGCAGAUCAACAAUGCCAUGAAGAAAUACUAAAGAUAUUCCAAAAUGUUCAACAAAAAACAACAAACAUAAUCCCUAGUUCUUAUGUUGGGAGGUGUCAAAGUGAACCCACAAUGCCCGCCAUUUCCCAAGGAAGCGAGCCACCUAAUCAAGAACUAACAUGGUUCAAUAAUCAUCAAAGAAGAAGGGCCAGCCCUUUCCAUAAUUCCUUUUUUGGGAUAUUGUCAAAUGCAAAUUAUGAUAAAAAAGAUUUCACAACUGCAACUCACAACAGUCACACUAGAGAAGAAUUACGAGCCAGAGUAACACUUAGUUGUCCAGAGAAAGGUGAAUGUGCUAAAAAACUUGUGUUUUUGCCAAAUUCUAUUGAAGAAUUGCUACAUAUUGGUGCUAAAAAGUUUGAUUUCUAUCCCACCAAAAUAUUGACUAAAGAAGGAGCUGAAGUUGAAGACAUAAAUGUCAUCAGAGAUGGUGAUUUUCUUAUUUUUGUAUAGGACAUUGAAGAUAAUAAAAGUAUGAAUCGAUUUCUAUUAGAAUACUUAGCGUAAUUGUAUCAUAGUCCUACCAUUGUGUCUCUUUAAAAGAAAUGCCAAAUUUUUGCCAGAUAAAAAU